AUGGGCUUCUCUACAGUCUCGAUAACAUGCAUCGCCAUUCUCCUAACCUAUGUAUACAUCCGGAACCGCAUUCGCGCUCAUACAUCGCAAAUCCAACAGGAUGCCGAAGCGGAGAAGCCAGGCGGUCGCAUCACAGACAGUGCAUCGAAGCCUGCACGGCUGUUGAGAUCGAAACUGGUCGCUGCCCUUCCGCAUAUCGUCAUCACACCGGAGACGCGUGUUGCGUUUGAGGGCGCGGUGAAUGCGUAUUGGGAUCAGAAGGCUUGCGAAGUUGUUCCGUCGUGUGUUGUGCAGCCAAGAAAUGUGUGGGAGUUGGCAAAGGUGGUGAAGGUGUUGAGGCGUGAGUUUGAUCUGCGGGAGAAGGAAGAUGACGACAAGGAGAGGGUUGGAACACCGCUGUUUGCAGUGAGGGCUGGGGGUCAUUCUCCGGUUGUCGGAGCAUCGAGUGUCGACGGUGGUGUGCUUAUUGAUCUUGCGCUGUUGAAGGAAGUUGCGCCAGCGCAGGACGGGAAGACGGUGGCGAUUGGAGCGGGAUGUAAAUGGAUUGAUGUGUACAAGGUUCUAGACGACAAAGCCAUUGCAGUUGCCGGUGGUCGUAAUUCUGCCGUCGGCGUAGCUGGCCUGACGCUGGGCGGAGGAUUAUCCUUUUUUUCACCACGCUUUGGUUUCGUCUGCUCCAACAUGAUCGAGUACGAGCUCGUGCUUGCGGAUGGCACGAUUACCACGGCUUCUGCAACGAGGAACCCGGAUCUCUGGCGUGCGCUCAAGGGCGGGUCGAAUAACUUUGGUAUUGUGACGCGCUUUGUAGCGCGUAGCUUUCCUUGCAAACACAUCUGGACCGGCUUUCUCUAUCUACCGUCAUGGCAAGCGCAAAAGGUUCUUGCGGCCUUUUAUGACCAUGUGAACAAGAGUGUUCAGAGUGCUGAUGAACCGGCGCUGGAUGAGAAUGCUGCCGGCCCCUUGGUUGGCUUUACCUACCUCCAGCAACUGGGCAUACAGGCCAUCGCCGUCAACCUUGCCCAUACCAAUCCACCUGAAGGCAAGACUUGGCCCGCAUGCUGGCAAGCAUCCGGCUUUUCCAAGCUCCAGCGGUUCUGGAGCACCUGCACUGUGCGCACUGUAACAAGCGCAACAGACGAGAUGAGCGUGCUCAACCCACCUGGUCGGCGUCAAGAAUUCGCCACGACGACCGUCAAGAACGAUGCGGCGACACUAGAGGCAGUGCACAAAGUUUAUCGCGACACCAUCCUUGUCUUCCGCACGCAAAACAUCAAGAAACUCUCCUGGACCCUGGGCUUGCAGCCUCUUGUCUCCGACUGGGCGCGCACGGGCGACCCCAAUGUGCUUGGUCUCGAGUCCAUGGCGGAUGAUGAGCCGCUUGUGCUUGUUAGCUUUACUGUCAAUUGGGCCGUGGCCGACGACGACGAGUUUGUGCACUCGAGGACCCGGCGAGCCGUUGAGCAGAUUGAUGGAUUUGCUAAUGAACAUGGGACAAGCCACCCGUAUCGCCAUCUCAAUUACUGCGCGAGCUGGCAAGACCCUCUUGCGGGAUAUGCAAGGCACAACAAGAUUUUCCUGCAGCAUGUCAGUCGCACAGUGGACCCCGACGGCUUGUUUCAGACGGGCUGUACGGGAGGCUUCAAAUUGGGGCUCUAA
This is a messenger RNA of Plenodomus lingam JN3, 1656 nucleotides long. RefSeq lists its product as uncharacterized. NCBI's taxonomy places the organism in Eukaryota, Fungi, Ascomycota, Dothideomycetes, Pleosporales, Leptosphaeriaceae. Gene Ontology annotation, molecular function: FAD binding. The record is from RefSeq and is a predicted model, not a curated record.